Messenger RNA from Drosophila innubila, 5594 nucleotides. RefSeq names its product restin homolog (gene Golgin245). Lineage: Eukaryota; Metazoa; Arthropoda; Insecta; Diptera; Drosophilidae. The record is from RefSeq and is a predicted model, not a curated record. Gene Ontology annotation, cellular component: Golgi apparatus. The transcript is spliced from 8 exons. Gene Ontology annotation, biological process: Golgi vesicle transport. Gene Ontology annotation, molecular function: small GTPase binding. The coding region runs from base 149 to 5062 and encodes 1637 amino acids.
GGCAACAUUUGGGACAGGUGGCAACGUUGUGGAAUUCGCAUACCUGCGACACGUAUUUAUUUAUAUUAGAUGUUUUUUUAUGUAAAUUCCACUGGGCCUAAAUUAAGAAGUCAACGCCGUAAACAACAAGUGCAAAAACUAUCCCAAAAUGUUUGCCAAUCUAAAAAAUAAGCUCAUCGAAGAGGUGAAAGCGUCGCCGUCCAAAUUCCAACAAUUUGCAAACGCAGCCCAGGCCGCCGUGAGCUCAUCGUCCAGCACAACAACACCCAACAGCUCGGAAAAUACCGAUAGCGGCAACAAUGAGAACUUCUUCAGCAUCACGGAAGAAGAUACGCCACAAAACUCUCCAUACCGCAUACAGAAGUUGCCGCGCGGCAAUCGUGCCUCGACCCAGUCUCUAAACGGAGUGGGAGGAGCUGGCGCCAUUCCGCGCGCCCGCAAGCUGUCCAACUCGUCCAUGGCCAGCGAUAUCUCGUUCCGUCUGCCUCCCUAUGAAGCUCCAGCGAUGUAUCACCUGCAGUCGGAUUUUGAGGAGACGAGCAGCGAAUUUGAUGAUUCCGCAUCGACGGCACGCCUGGAUGUCAUCACCAAAGAUCAGCUUUAUGAUGCCUACAAAAAGUCGCUCGAUCGAUAUCACAAAUACCGCUGUCGCUAUACGGAUCUGGCCAAGAAGUACAAGGAACUUGAACGGGACAGCAGCAAAGCACGGUCCGUGCUUGUGGAGACGCAGGACAAGGCGCUACGCCGCAUCAGCGAGCUGCGUGAACAAUGCACGUUGGAGCAGCAGGCCAAGGCUCAUUUGGAGGAAGCCCUGCGCAUUGAAAUGGAUGACAUGAGCUGCAAGAUGCAGGCCUACCAAACCAAACUGAAGCUGUUGGGUGAAAAUCCUGAAAACGUGACUGCAGCUUUGGAACGUGGUCAAAUAAAUGCUGAUGACAAGCUCAUUGAUCUAGAGGAAGCAACAACAACGCCAGUAGCCACCUCAAAUGGCAGCCAAUCCAGUCAGGAGCAGGACGAACAGCUGACAAAACUUCGUCAGAUGUUGGCCGAGAAUGAAGAACAGUUAAAGCAAUUGACCCACAACAAUAAGGAAGCCAACGAGACAAUCGCAUCGCUGCGCAAACAGGAGGAAGAAAAUGUGCUACUCCUAGCACAGACCAAGCAGGCUAUACACACGGAGCUGGAGCACAAGGAAUCGGAAGUACGCCAGUUGCAGGAAACAGUAAAGCAGCUGGAAGUUGAAUUGGAGCUGGCGAAUGGACGGGAGGCGCAGUCAGGGGACAUCAAGGAGCAACUAAAGAAGUUGCAAAGCGCUAAACAGGAAGUGGACGCCAAUCUCAUUGCAGCGAAUCAUGCUCUAAGCACCCUGAAAGGAGAUCACUCAGAAAAGACGCAACAGAUGGCAGCUCAACUAAAGAAAAUAGAGUCCGAGUUGAAGCAAAAAGAGAAAGAGGUUUGCCAACUGCAGGAGAAUUUGAAGCAUCAAGAAAUUGAGCUGCAACAGGCAAGAAAUCAUGAAACACAGGCUCAGGAUAUCGAGGAGCAACUAAAGACGCUGCAAAAUGCCAAACAGAAAGCGGAAACUAAAUUGGAGACAGUGGAACAAUUGCUAAGCACACUGAAAAAGGACCUAACGGAAAAGGAGCAGCAAUUGGUGACACAACAAAAUAAAUUGGAAUCUGAGUUAGCAUCAAAGGAAACUGAAGUUCAGCAACUGCUAGAGAAGUUGAAGCAACAAGAUGUGGGACUGGAAGUCAAGGAGCAGUUUACACAGCUGCAAAGUUUUAAGCAGGAAUCGGAGGCGAAACUAAUCGCCACUGAGGAACAGCUUAACAACUUGAGAUUAGAUCACACGGCAAAGGAGCAACAAGUGGCAUUGCUGGAAAAACAGCUACAGUCGCAGCUGGAGCAUAAGGAAAACGAAGCACAGAAGCUAAGGGAACAAGUAGAAAAGCUGGAAACAGAGUUGGAAUCAUCCAAGCUGCGUGAAUCACAAGCCGAAGAUAUCAAGAAAGAUUUAAAACAGGCUAAGCAGGAGGCGGAAACCAAACUAAUCGUCACUGAGGAACAGCUAAACAAGUUGAGAUUGGAACACACGACUAAGGAGCAAGAGUUGGCUGCGCUGGAAAAGCAACUACAUUCGCAGGUGGAACAGAAAGAAAACGAAGCGCGAGAAUUGCAGGAGAAGAUAUUACAGCUAGAAGCUGAGCUGGAACUAUCGAGUAAUCUUGGAUCACAAGCCGAGGAAAUCAAAGAACAAUUAAAGCAGCUACAUCAUGCAAAGCAGCAGGCGGAAGCUAAACUAAUUGUCACAGAGGAAAAGCUAGACAAGUUGAGAUUAGAUCACACGACCAAGGAGCAACAACUGCAGUCUCAGCUGGAGCAGAAGGAAAACGAAGCGCGCCAACUUCAGGAAAAAGUAAUGAAGCUGGAGACUGAGCUGAAAUCCUCCAACACACGUGGAUCACAUGCCGAGGAAAUCAAGGAACAAUUAAAACAGCUGCAAAAUUCCAAGCAGGAAGCGGAGGAUAAACUAAUUGCAACCGAGGAACAGCUAAAAGGCUUAAGAUUAGAACACUCGGCCAAGGAGCAACAAGUGGCUUCACUGGAGCAGCAAAUACAAACUCUUAAAACCGACAGCGAUCAGAGCUUAGAAGAUUUGCGACUUCACAACAAUCAGCUAAACGAAAUUGUUCAACGCUACCAACAAAACGAGUCGACUUUGGAUGAAGUGCAGGGACAGCUGCUGGAAGCCAGGGAACGACUGACGGAGCAAGAGCAGCGGUUGCUUGAAACUGAAAAGAGUCUGGAGAAGGAACGUGAAAUGGUCUCUGUGUUGAACGUAGAAAAGUCGGCAGCAGAGGAACAGACGCUUAAACUUCAGCUGGAGCUGCAAACAUUAAAUGAUCAAUUUGCCAGUAGUACCGACAAUGAGGCGGAGGCGAUGGCAACUCUAAGGACACAGAUCGAAGCCCUCAACAAGCAACUGGCUGCCGCUCAGUCCGGCACUGUUUCAAAGGAGAAGGAGCUCAAGGCAAGCGUCAAUAAACUGAACAAGCUUAAGAAACAACACGAGCAGCUGCAGGCGAAGCACAGCGAGCAAGGUGCCACCAUGGAGCAGCUUAAAGCGGAGUCGGCUAAAAUGGAAGAGCUGCGGAACGAGAAACGGGAACUGCAGGAGCGAGUCACUGUCAUUCUGGAAGAGAUUACCACCAUGCAGGCUCAUUUACAGGAUGUACAGUCCGCACAAACUCAACUGGAGCGGGAGAAGCGUCAGCUGGAGGCGCACAUUGAGGCACUGCAGCAACAGCAACAGGACAACGAUGUCCAGGGUGAGUUGUCAACGGCCAGGAUCGAGGAGAUCGAGCGCGAGAACAGCAAACUGGCCGAACGCAAUUCCCUGCUGGAGGAGCAAAAUAAUCAUUUGCAGAAGCAGCAGGAUGAACUGACCAAGAUACAAAACAAAAUGCAACAGGUGCUCGAUGAGCACUCGAAGCUGCAAAAUGCCCAGGAGAUCAUGGAGCACGAUCACCGCACGCUCCAAGACAAAUGCGAUUCCUACGAGAAGGAAAGUCUCAUAGCCAAGGACGAGCUCGCUUGCAUGCAGCAGGCCAAAGAUGCCUUACAGCAGGAUUUGGAUGAUGUACAGCAGCAACUGUCGGAGAUGCGUGAUCGACAGCGCGAACUGAAUCAGCAGUUGGAGGAGCAAACCCAAAACACCUCUCAGCUGGAGGCCAACACUGUGCAGGUGUCUACACUACAGGAAACAGUGCAUAAUCUGCGCGAGCAAUUGGACUCGCUGAAGGAAACGGAGCAAUCGAUGCAGCAAAAGAUGCAGGCGGCCAGUGCAUCCCAUGCAACGCAGCUGGAAACCCUCGAGGCACGUUGUAGUGCCGCCAAUGGUGAUGUCCAGCGACUGCACGAAGCGAAUGAUGCACUGCAGCGGGAAAUCGAGACCCUGAAGAGCUGCUCACAACAACAAACCGACUACGAGCAGCUGCUAAUCGAAAACGAGUAUCUAACCAAGCAUACCAAACAGCUGGAAGUGGAAUUGUCAGCACAUGGUGAUGGCAACGAUCUGAAAGAGAAACUCAAAUCACUGCAGUGUGAGCUCUACGUGCUCCAGGAGCAGGCCGAGCAGCAUGCCAGCCAACUGGCCGAAAAGGACACGGCUAGCGACGCUGCCAAGGCGGAGGUAUCUAAACUAAAGUCAGCACUGGAGGAGCAGGCGCUGGAAUUGUCCCGGCAAGGCGAGCAUGCCAGCUUUGUCAGCGAGCAGAGCGAUACAGUUCAGAAGGAGCUGUUACACGUCCAACAGCAGCUGCAGGAACAUCAAGCCGAACUGGCGAAAACGCAGGAACGUUGCCUCGACCUCGAAGAGCAACUGAACAAGCGAAAGGGUGACCAGGAACAGAUGCCAACGACCACAACAUCACUGCCCAAUGAUUCCGAGCAUCUGCGCAACCUUAAUGAGCAACUGCAACGUGAGCUGGAGGAUCUCAAGCACAAGAGCCAUGGAGAGCAGUCAAAUCUACAGCAGGAAAUCGAUGAGCUUCAAUCAAACAACAAGGAAAUGUCGGAACGCAUUACAGAACUGGAAACAUUGCGUGCCGGCAUUCAGGCCCAACAAUUGCUGGCCAGUCUGGUGCCCAAGAAUGUCCAGGAGGCAGUUGCCGUCGACGAGAAAGCGUUGCUGGAGGCGAAGCUGAAGGAUAUUAUGAGUGAAGUGCAGGAUGUGACGAAUCGAAAUCUAUUUCUGGAACAAAAGUGUGAAAACUUUCUCAUACUCGAACAGUCCAACGAACGUCUGAAGCUACAGAACGCAAAGCUUUCAAGGCAAUUGGAUGAAACAUUGGUAUCCAUGCAGCACAACGACAGCGUGCCAGCUAACACGGAGUUCGAGUAUCUGCGUAAUAUCAUGUUUCAGUACUUAACCGGCAAUACGAACAAUGAAACUCUGGUGAAAGUCAUCUCGGCAGUGUUGAAGUUUUCGCCACAGCAAGCACAGGUUGCCCUCGAAAAGGAGCACCAGCGACGCUCACUGCUAAACAAACUGAUCUAGCAAGAGUUGUUGGUACUUUACGGCAGCAACUGGUGGCAGCACUGCAACGACGUGCUUCUAGACUACAACAAAUUAAAGCUGAGCGUUUAACCCACAACAUGUUCACAACAAGUACCUUACCUCAACUUGGCCCCAAGUUGUUGCUGUUGAAAAUGCGCAAUAACGGCUUAAAGGCAUUUCGACAUGGAGGCAUCGUUAAUAUCCGAUACAUACAUGUAUAUCAUAUACAUAUACAUUUGGGAAUCCCCUCCCAUGAUAUUGUACAGUCGCACUAGAAACACGAGCAACUCUCUAUUGUACAUUUGAAAUUAUGCUAAAUUUUGUUGCUUCAUUGACACAAGACUCACAAUUUAACCGCUUUCCAUUUCCAUUUAAUGUGCAAUCAUUUCUACAUGCAAUGUGUAUUCUUUUCUAAAUCAAAUUAACUAUAAUCUUAAGCUUAAAGUUGUAAAAAUAUCGAUUGCAGUUAGCAUUUAGUUUAAUUCAAUUAAUUAUAUACACAUGAAAAACAUAAAUAAAUAGUUACAAUUCG